AUGUUGACGUGGAGUACCUCCACAACCUCUCUUAAUCCCAAUGGAAAUCGCAAUGGAAAAUCGGAGACACGUGUCGGCGAAGAGUUCCUGAAGGCGUGGGAUGACGCGGUGUUCGAUGGGAAGGUUAUUAGUGGAGACCCAGAAUUAAACCGAGAAGCCGCCCGGUGGAGAGAGAAGUUCCCGCAUAUCCGAGUGGUUGGCAUGAGUUGUGGAGAGCAUAAAGUUAUGCACCCUCUACCCGUCUCUCAAUCCCUGUCUAUCAUGAAUCACUCGAAAAGUGCUGAUUAUGUUAGAGAGAAAAUUAGUAAUGGCUCGACAACUGCUCACCUGAAAUCGACAUUGCCGAAAAUUGUGGAUUCUAAGAGAUUGUUAAGAAAAUAA
Messenger RNA from Caenorhabditis remanei, 381 nucleotides. RefSeq lists its product as uncharacterized. The transcript is spliced from 3 exons. Bases 1 to 381 code for a protein of 126 amino acids. NCBI's taxonomy places the organism in Eukaryota, Metazoa, Nematoda, Chromadorea, Rhabditida, Rhabditidae. The record is from RefSeq and is a predicted model, not a curated record.